Messenger RNA from Knipowitschia caucasica, 3666 nucleotides. Lineage: Eukaryota; Metazoa; Chordata; Actinopteri; Gobiiformes; Gobiidae. The record is from the annotation of a GenBank genome assembly.
AUGUCGCUCUCCCCGGGCUCCAAGAAACCGGAGAAGAAACGCGUGAUUCUGUCCGGUACCUGCCCGGAUCCGCGCUGCGAGGCCAGGCUCUUCUUCCCCGCUCACGGAACCGCGAGCAUAGAGUGCACCGAGUGUGGACAGCGGCACGAGCAGCGGAGCCUGCAGCGGGUGGAGGAGGUGACUGAUCCUGAUGUGGUACUUCAUAACCUCCUGAGGAAUGCUCUGCUCGGGGUCAGCUCGGCUCCAAAGAAGGGAACAGAGCUGGUCAAGGUGAUGGGUCUGUCCAACUACCACUGCAAGCUGCUGUCGCCCGUGCUGACGCGGUACGGCAUGGACCGGCAGACCGGGAAGGCGCGGCUGCUGCGUGACAUGAAUCAAGGCGACACCUUUGACUGCGCGCUGCUGGGAGACCGCGCCUUCCUGCUGGAGCCUGAGCACGCGGCCACAGUGGGCUACGGCAGGGACCGCUCCGGCAGCCUUUCCUACCUGCACGACACGCUGGAGGAGGUGCGGCGGUCCAACGGCGGACGCGAGUGCCUGAUCCCGGUGCACGUGGACGGAGACGGCCACUGCCUGGUGCAUGCUGUGUCCCGCGCUCUGGUGGGCAGGGAGCUCUUCUGGCACGCCCUCCGGGAGAACCUGAAGAGUAACCUGGAGCUGAACUUAGACCGCUACAAGGCGUUGUUCCAGGACUUCAUUGACGCAGACGAAUGGGAGGACAUCAUCAACGAGUGCGACCCCCUCUUUGUGCCGCCAGAAGGCGUGCCUCUGGGCCUCAGGAACAUCCACAUCUUCGGCCUGGCCAACGUCCUGCACCGCCCCAUCAUCCUGCUGGACUCUCUGAGCGGCAUGCGCAGCUCGGGGGACUACUCUGCCACGUUCCUGCCCGGCCUGGUGCCUGAGGAGCAGUGCUGCGCCAGAGACGGCAGGCUCAACAAGCCUUUGUGCAUCGCCUGGAGCAGCUCAGGCCGCAACCACUACAUCCCCCUGGUGGGCAUCAAGAACACGCAGCUGCCCAAGCUGCCCUCACGCCUCCUGCCCAAGGCCUGGGGGGUACCGCAGGAGCUUAUUACCAGAUAUAUCAAACUGGAGCCGGACGGUAGCUGUGUGAUCGGUGGCGACCGUAGCCUUCAGGACAAGUACCUGAUGCGGCUGGUCCAUGCCAUGGAGGAGGUGUUCAUGGAGAAGCACGGUAUCCACCCAUCACUCGUGGCCGACGUGCACCAGUACGUAUACCGGCGCACUGGAGUCAUCGGGAUCCAGCCCGAAGAGGUGACUGAGGCAGCGAAGAAGUGUGUUCAGGAGAACCGUCUGCACCGCUGUCUGCUGUGUGGCGCCCUGUCAGAGUUGCACGUGCCCCCUGAGUGGCUCGCUCCUGGGGGGAAGCUGUACACCCUCGCCAAGUCCACACACGGCCAGUUGCGGCAGGACAAGAACUACAGCUUCCCCCUCAACAAUGUGGUGUGCUCCUACGACCCACAGAGGGACGUUCUGCUGCCGGACUACAGCCUUAGCUCCCUCAGCACCUGCAACUGGUGCCACGGGACCUCAGUGCGGCGAGUCAGAGGCAACGGCUCCGUGGUCUACCUGGACGGGGACAGGACCAACAGCCGGUCGCAGGGAGGCAAGUGCGGCUGCGGCUUCAAGCACUUUUGGGACGGGAAGGAGUACGACAACCUGCCUGAGGCCUUUCCCAUCACUCUGGAGUGGGGCGGGCGCGUGGUGAGGGAGACAGUCUACUGGUUUCAGCACGAGAUGGAGCCGGCCUUAAACAGCAACGUGUACGAUGUGGCUAUGAAGCUGGUCACCAAGCACUUCCCGGGCGAGUUCGGGAGUGAGGUCCUGGUGCAGAAAGUGGUCAACACUAUCCUGCACCACACGGCCAAGAAGAACCCCGACGAGUACAACCCAGUGAACAUAGACGGAGCACACGCCCCACGGGCCGCACCGGAGGGCCCCACUGAGUCUCCCACUGUGUCCAGUGCUUCCUCUGAGCCCCAGCCCCCGACCAAAAUUAUCCUCAUGGGUCAGAAGUCCAAAACUCUUCACCGAGAAGAGCUGACCAUGAGCCAGGCUGAGCGCAGCGUCCAGCAGAACAUCACGGAGCACGCCGCGGCCAACCAGAGACGCCUGAGCCACAAACUCAACCCAAAACUGAAGCAGGAGCGUGUGAGCAGCGAGGCACCGGUCUCCCAGGACCCGCCCUCCUCCGGCCCGGCUACGCCCUCCUCCACCCCAGCCACGCCCUCCUCCAACCCAGCCAUGCCCUCCUCCACCCCUGCCAUGCCCUCCUCCACCCCUGCCAUGCCCUCCUCCACCCCGGCCACGCCCUCCUCCACCCCAGUCACCCCCUCCUCCGCCCCGGCCACACCCACCAAGUCGUCGUCCCUGUCAGAGAAGAAGGUGCGUGUGACGACCAGCGACGGCAGGCAGGCCAUGCUCACGUUCCCCCCACGCUGCACGUACGGUGAGCUGCAGCAGAGCAUCGCCCGUGAGUUCAGUGUACCGCCGUCGCAGCAGUGCAUCCGCCUCGGGUUCCCCCCUAAGGAGCUGCUGCCCCCUGCAGCCGGGGAGGAGAAUGAGCCCGUGGCCCUUCAGCACGGCGACCGGGUGAGUGUGGAGGUCUUGUCGCAGCGCAGAGCUCCAGAGGAAGUUCUCAGCCCGCAGGCCACACCCCCAGACAAGAAGCAGGGUUCAGGCAGCACGAGGGCCAGUCGCGAGCUGCAGGACAGCAUCGACCUGGAGAUGUCUUCCCUCUGUCUGCUGGCCACACUCAUGGGUGAAGAUGUCUGGACAUAUGCCAAGAAACUGCCCCACCUGUUCCAGCAGGGCGGAGUCUUCUACAACAUUGUGAAGAAGGACAUGGGCCUGCUGGACGGGAAGCACUGCACGCUGCCCCACCUCUCGGGGAAGACGUUUGUGUUCAGCGCAGCAGAGGAGCGCCUGGAGCUGUGUGUGGACACGGCUGGACAUUUCCCCGUGGGGCCUGACGUGGACGAACUGGUGAAGGAGGCCGCCCUGCACCCACGCCCUGAGGCCAGCAAGGGGAGCCGCGAGAGCAGCCCGUCCCACAGCGCUCUGAAGCUGGGCAGCGGAGGGGCCGUGCUCAAGAAGGAGCAACUGCACGGAGUCACAGCCUUCCAGGGAAAAGGACACUCACUGGGCACGACCGGAUCCCCGCCCGAGCAGAGCAGAGGGCCCCGCAAACACACCAAUGACUUCACUGCACAUGGGAGUAAAGGGCCGUCAUUGGGCGACUCUUCACCUCCAGAGCAUCGGCCAAUCAGGCGACAGCACAGUAGUGGGGUGGACCUGAGUGCCAGUGUGAGCAGAGGAGCUGCAGAGCUGUCUGACAUCGCAGAGGACACUUCCAGAGAGCUGGGUAACGCGUCGCGGGAGCUGGUGCGGAUGGCCCCGGGCUUUGUGACCAUGAAGGACGGACGUGGAGGCCUGGAUCCUGAGGCCAUGGAGCAGCAGCGCCGGGCCCUGCAGGAGAUGGUCUCCUCCAUCCAGGCUUCCAUGGAGCGCAACAUGAGGGAGCAGAGAGACAGCCAAUCACAGCAGAGCACAGCCCGCCCCCGCUCCCGCCCCCGGGAGGAGGGGCCAGAGGACAUGGAGAGUCAGGACACCGAGCAGAGCAGCACUGAGCCAAUGGACCACUCCUGA